CGAGGUACUGGAAUGCAAAUAAGAAUUCAUCAAAUAGGACCUGGAAUGGUUCAGCAAAUUCAGUCUGUGUGCAUGGAGUGCCAGGGCCAUGGGGAACGGAUCAGUCCUAAAGAUAGAUGUAAAAGCUGCAAUGGAAGGAAGAUAGUUCGAGAGAAGAAGAUUCUAGAAGUUCAUAUUGACAAAGGCAUGAAAGAUGGCCAGAAGAUAACAUUCCAUGGUGAAGGAGACCAAGAACCAGGACUGGAACCAGGAGAUAUUAUCAUUGUUUUAGAUCAGAAGGAUCAUGCUGUGUUUACUCGGCGAGGAGAAGACCUUUUCAUGUGUAUGGACAUACAGCUGGUUGAAGCACUGUGCGGUUUCCAAAAGCCAAUAUCUACUCUGGACAACCGAACCAUUGUCAUCACCUCUCAUCCAGGUCAAAUUGUCAAGCAUGGAGAUAUCAAGUGUGUGCUAAAUGAAGGCAUGCCAAUUUAUCGUAGGCCAUAUGAGAAGGGUCGCCUCAUCAUCGAAUUUAAGGUAAACUUUCCUGAGAAUGGCUUUCUGUCUCCUGAUAAACUCUCUUUGCUGGAAAAACUCCUACCUGAGAGGAAGGAAGUAGAAGAGACUGAUGAAAUGGACCAGGUAGAACUGGUGGACUUUGAUCCAAAUCAGGAAAGACGGCGCCAUUACAAUGGGGAAGCAUAUGAGGAUGAUGAACAUCAUCCCAGGGGUGGUGUUCAGUGUCAGACCUCUUAAUGGGGCCAGUGAAUAACACUGCUGGCAUUUUAUGUGCAGUAGUGAAUGAGUGAAGGAC
Molecule: messenger RNA, 793 nt
Organism: Lutra lutra (Eurasian river otter)
Lineage: Eukaryota; Metazoa; Chordata; Mammalia; Carnivora; Mustelidae
Product: dnaJ homolog subfamily A member 1-like
Exons: 1
Coding region: 13-735 (240 amino acids)
Biological process (GO): protein refolding
Cellular component (GO): cytosol; cytoplasm
Molecular function (GO): Hsp70 protein binding
Source: RefSeq, a predicted model, not a curated record